CAUUAUUUUCACGUGAUGAAAACAUGCAGCGGUCGUAAUUAUAAUAUGUGAUGGAUAUGGUGCAGCUGGGAUCACCUAACGAAGGUCAUUGAACGUCCGCAGGUAUCGGACAUCGGAAUGUUAGGCCUUCCCUCCAAAGAUUAUCAAGGAUGGCAGGAUCACAUAAAGGAAGGUCAAAGCAGACAGAUGCUGCUCGAAGAGAAAAUGAAAAGGUAAACCCUGUAAAAGAUGAAGACCUGGGAAAAGCUGGGUUGUCCCUUGUUUAUCAGUGUGGCUUACCUGGUCCUCACCUGGAUUGUCUGGGGGCCGUUCCUCCCAAUGGGCACCGGGUGCUAGAAGCAAAGGUCAGAAACAGAAGGGGUGUACUGCCCACCAGCCUUAUCUUGGGACAAGAGAGCCACCAAACAACACAGGUUGACGACCCAUGGUUACGUGAAGUGUUCUGUAUUUUGGCAAGGAGUCAUAGCGAUAAUAAACAACCCACAUACCUGGCACAGUUUUUCAUAAAACCUGCAGAAUUAAGCAAGGAUGAAGGUGUGCGGUGUCCACGGGCAGAAUAUACUACACCUUUACAGGUGCUGGAGGUAGAUCUGGAAGUAUCUCUUGGUGAUCAACCAUCUCAAAUUGACAGUACUGGUGUACGAGGCCACGCCCGAGGCUUGGUGUCACGUGUGAUGAUUGACAGGCUUGACGGCACUACAGCUUCCCGCCCAUUUCUUCUUGGCACGGGAACAGAGGUGGAGUCAGGCAGGGGCACCCGUGUUGAGUUGGGUAUGUUGAGGUCCACCGCUAUCACUGCUCCCCAGGGGAUAUCUGGGUUGUUGGUGUCUCACCUUCGGACAUUGGAAGCUGAUUGCAUACAGGCCCUUAUGAGAAGAAUCUUUCACAAAGCAAAGGCUCUGGAUCACCUGCUGUUAAACUCCCUUGUAGAGGAGACACCCUAUGGGACGCCCGUCACCAAGGUGAGUCCCAGAUCUUUGGGACAUAAGGACGAGAUUCUGGAGCUGGAGACGGAACCUUUUCCUGUUACCACUGAGGUAGAAGACAUCCCUUUGUCUGAUACAAAAACUGCAGCCCCUGGGGAGAAGAAAGCGCCUACAACUCCACCCGAAUUUGUCUCUGCGUCCACAGUCAGUGAGAGGUCUAGCCCAAAAGAUGUUAAUGACCAGCGUGUGCCAGGAUAUAUCUGGGAAAACGUAUCUGGGGUAGACAGCCAGCGAGCUGGGACAGCAGAAUCCAGGUCAGGAGAACUGGAAUGUUUGACAAACCCUCCUCAGAAAGCCUUACUACAGAGAAUUCCUAACAGUACCUCCAGGCGAGACACACAACAACCUUGUAAUGAGAAGGAGGCCCUACUGAAGGAUGUUACAAGAAACUUGGCGCAAAUCAACUCUACCAAUAACAACAUAAAAUGGACCUCAGCACAAGAUAAAAGCAAACCAGCAAUGACGAAGAAGGUGGGAACAUUCCUUGUUGGCUUAAUUUGCUGCAUGUCAGUGCGCAAGCGCUGAUAGACCACAUGACUUCAGAUGACCAAUGCGUUGUGACACUGCUAUCUGCACUUCGGAGCGCAGUCUGCGAAGCUGUACUGCCCACCAUACAUACGCAGUUAGACUUGCGUGAACACGCAGUAAUAUUGUUGCUCAAAAGUAUUAUUUCUCAGAGGAAUAGUUGUUUUCGAUAACCAUUAGAACUGUUGUUAGAAGUAUCAUAGUAUAUGCAAAUGACGUUGUUAGAAGUACCGGUAGUUGUUGCUGCUGAGGAAUAGCAUUAUUCAUAGAGUAAUGCAAGUCUCAAAUAUAGACUUUAAGAUCUAAACUGUUAAUACAUCUGGUGAAAAUGCUUGCCUAUGUGCCCCCACAGUGUAGUGGACUAACCCAGUGAUUGGCCUAAGUGUCUUCAGGUUCAGACCUGCCGACCAUUUAAGGUAUUAUAAUGAACUUUUCCGCAUAACUGUUGAUCUUUUCUACUUGCAUGGUCGCAUUAGGCAUAAUGCAGGCACCGGAAGAGUAGCGUUAGUAUAUGCGCAGUUCGCGGCCUGCAGGCUUAGCAGGUAUCCCAUGCCUUGGCCUUGUAACAAGGUUAUUCGUGUUUUGUCAGUGUCUUGCAUUUGUUUGUUGUGUCACAGAAAAAUGAUAUUAGUA
Liolophura sinensis is the source of this 2144-nucleotide messenger RNA. RefSeq lists its product as uncharacterized. Lineage: Eukaryota; Metazoa; Mollusca; Polyplacophora; Chitonida; Chitonidae. The coding region runs from base 150 to 1511 and encodes 453 amino acids. The record is from RefSeq and is a predicted model, not a curated record. The transcript has 11 exons.